CACGGACGGACACGAGCUCAGUAGCAAAAGUGAACCGUGCCCGAACGGAACGGAAAAGAAAACAAAUCAGAAAAAAGUGCGCUUAAAGUGAUUGUCGUGUGGAAUUUCUCUGAUCGGAAGUUCGCAGCAGAAAUCGUAACGUGCAAAGAGGACGUGAACAUUAAUACAACCACUCAGUACAAAAUGAUGAUGUGCCGGAAAAGAAACACCACCCAGCCACGGGUGUCACUCACAGUGGCCAGUGUCCUACUUUUCGUCAGUGUUGUGCUACUCUCCCUACUGCCCGAACCAUCCGCCGCCCAACCGAUCGAUAUGCUCGAUCAAAUCGGUUCAGAAAGUCGACGAAUGUUCUACAAAAUGCUCGAAUAUCUGGGCGACUACGACGAGCUGGAGGACGACGGUGGGCCCCAGGAGCGGGAGGAAAACGGUGGCUCGCUGCCGCUGCAAACGAGCAAUCGGGUCGAGGUGGCCGGACGCGACGAGCAGUGCAAGCUACCGCCCCGCCGCGGCGUGUGCCGUGCGCUUCUGCCCCGCUUCAGAUACGACCCAGCGCAGAAGGAAUGCAUCGAGUUCAAAUUCGGAGGCUGCGACGGCAAUGCAAACAACUUUAUGUCCUACAAGCAGUGCAUGGAGGCCUGUAAAGGAGUCUAGGCAGUGUGAGAAAGAUGCCAUUAAACCGGUGUUUGUGCUCGGUUCUGGAACUUCUUCAAUCUUCUAAGAACUACCCGUUCCCCCCCCACCAAGUGAUAUGUAGUGUGUUAAGAACAAGGCUGACCGACCCGCCGGCGUAAAUAGAAAAGCUAACCGUAAGCUUUCCACAAUCCAGUGGAAAGAUGCAUAGUGGUACGAUAAGCUUCUCGAUCAGCUCAAUCCUCCUAUUGUUAGUAUUUAUUCAGUCAACUGUUCGAAGCGUUACAUUGUGGUAAUAAAGUUUUCGAACGUUUUGCUUUUAUAAUGAA
Messenger RNA from Anopheles arabiensis, 959 nucleotides. Its product is annotated as amyloid-beta A4 protein. Gene Ontology annotation, molecular function: serine-type endopeptidase inhibitor activity. Lineage: Eukaryota; Metazoa; Arthropoda; Insecta; Diptera; Culicidae. The transcript has 2 exons. Bases 184 to 651 code for a protein of 155 amino acids. The record is from RefSeq and is a predicted model, not a curated record.